GAGUCGAGGGAGGCUCAUGCUUUUCAAGGGUUGGAGGCUGGGGGGCAAGGGGAGUCAUGAGGGCUUACUAGGGAUUUGAGGAGCCCGUUCCGAAGAGGGGGACCGUCGAGCGCCCGGGCUUUCCCCGGGGAGUGGCCGCCCGUGCGUGAGAACGCCGGCCGGGGAAGGGGAAGCGGGCUUGAACUUUAAUCCGCCGCGGCUGUGUGUUCCUACACUUGCUCACACCUACCUGCAUACCUGGCUGUCUCCAACCAAGCCCAUCUACAUGGGCGGCGGGAAGCGUAGAAGCGGAGAGCGCGGCCGGCGUCAGACCCUAUGGCGGGACCUUGCCUGCGUCCCGGUCGUACCCCCUCCCUAGCAGUGACGGGCAGAUGGUCACAAUCAGCAGAGGCGCCCUCAAUCUUCUAACUUUAGGAGCUCUCGAGCUUUGGGGUCUCUUGUUGGCUGUGUGCCAGGCCUUGGAGAACAGCACGUCCGCUCUGAGUGCAGACCCGCCUGUGGCCGCAGCUGUGGUGUCCCAUUUUAAUGACUGCCCAGAUUCCCACAGUCAGUUCUGCUUCCAUGGAACCUGCAGGUUUUUGGUGCAGGAAGACAAGCCAGCGUGCGUCUGUCAUUCUGGGUAUGUGGGCGCGCGCUGUGAGCAUGCCGACCUCCUGGCCGUGGUGGCUGCCAGCCAGAAGAAGCAGGCCAUCACCGCCUUGGUGGUGGUCUCCAUCGUGGCCCUGGCCGUCCUCAUCAUCGCGUGUGUGCUGAUACACUGCUGCCAGGUCCGAAAACACUGUGAGUGGUGCCAGGCUCUCAUCUGCCGGCACGAGAAGCCCAGUGCCCUGCUGAAGGGAAGGACCGCUUGCUGCCACUCAGAAACAGUGGUCUGAAGAGCCCAGAGGGAGUUUGGCCAGGUAGACUGUGGCAGCCUGAGGAAGAAAGGACUUCUUCAGGACGAGCCGACAGACCUCCUACUCUGCCAGCAAUCACCUGUGCAGCCUUUCGUCUUUUGUGGGCCUUCCUUCACAACUCUGUCGAGAACUUUGUCUGCUUGGGGUUAUUUGGUGUGACCUAGAGAAGAAAUCAAUGGACCACGGUUUAAGGACUGGUCAAAAAAAGAAUUGCAAAAGGGUGGACUUCCUGUUUACCUAGCUAAGGUGCGUGCGUCUGCCGGCAUCGGAGCCCAGAUGUGUGUGCUGUCGUCUUCUGCUAGUCACGGACGCUGGGCCAUGUUUCUUUGUCAUGGGCCCAUCUCCCCACAACGGUAUCCAUCCUGCCCGGCCCCGGAGAUUGCCGUAGUUGAGUUUUUUCUCAUCCGUUUAUUGGAGAAGAAGGUGGAAAAAGGAUAACUGUUGGUUACAUGAAGAUGCCAAGUGUAAGAGGAGCCAUGAAUGUCCUCUGUCCACGAGCCCCUCAACCAGCCUGACGUCUUCCACAGACACACGACGCCGAGGACCUUCCCAAGCCGUCACCGGCCUUGGAGAUAAUUUCUUAUUUAUGUGAUGGAUGAUGGUUUCGUGUUUAAUCUCUUAAGUCAAUGUAAAAAGCAUAAAACCUUUUCAGACUUCUACAUUACUGAUGUAUGUAAUGCUGGCUGAGAAGUUAGCUGACUGCUUACCACCAUCUGGCCUCUUUGGGACAGCUAAGACUUGGGAAGAGCCCCCCGGGGGUGCAGAGAUGGAAACAGAGGAGGAGUUGCUGAUGAGAGCGAAGACUGGGGCUCAGGGGUCUUGCCAUUUAAGACACAACUCAAGGAAACAUCCCCCGAUACAUUCCAGUAGAAAAGGUAGCCAGUCCAGCAGCAGAGAUUGGUAGCUUUGUUGGGGGAGAGAGGAAGAGAGUGCCUGUGCGUGCACCGACCCGGAACAGACACGGGACUACCCUGCUCCCUGAUUAAGCGGAUUAACUUCCUGGUGCUCCCUCCAAGCACAUACGUUUAGAAAGAGAGCACAAGCAGCCACAGGCAUUUGGGACCGCAUCCAUGAAAGGGGGGCUGGUCAUUUACUUUCCAUGUUGUUGCUUGGUUGAUUUGUGGCUUUAUGUUUAAAAGGAGAAAUUUAA
Ailuropoda melanoleuca (giant panda) is the source of this 2046-nucleotide messenger RNA. RefSeq names its product transforming growth factor alpha (gene TGFA). Gene Ontology annotation, molecular function: epidermal growth factor receptor binding; growth factor activity. The coding region runs from base 372 to 875 and encodes 167 amino acids. Lineage: Eukaryota; Metazoa; Chordata; Mammalia; Carnivora; Ursidae. Gene Ontology annotation, biological process: positive regulation of cell population proliferation; epidermal growth factor receptor signaling pathway; positive regulation of mitotic nuclear division. The record is from RefSeq and is a predicted model, not a curated record. The transcript is spliced from 6 exons.